This is a messenger RNA of Closterium sp. Naga37s-1, 1203 nucleotides long. The record is from the annotation of a GenBank genome assembly. Lineage: Eukaryota; Viridiplantae; Streptophyta; Zygnematophyceae; Desmidiales; Closteriaceae.
AUGAACGGCGAACAACGCGGCGGGAUUCGCGGCUCUGCCGACGCGGUUGCAGCUCCUACGGGGCCCGCGGCUGCAGCGGCGGCGGAAGCAGAAAACUCCGAGCUACUACCAUCACUGACAGAGGAGGUGGAAGGAGAGGUGCUGUUUGCGUUUAUCGAGGAGGCUUUCGCUCUUGCGGGAGCAUUCAACAUCGCGGAUUACGUGCCGUGGCUGAGCUAUUGCGGGGACCACUUCCGCAUGUACGCGCGCGCACAGCGCCUCGCACCGCAGCUGCGCGGAUUCAUGCGCGCGUGCAUCGAGGAGCGACGCCAACUCAUGCUGGAAAAGCGUACUGAAGGGAGCCAAGCCAGGCAAGGCAGGCUAGGGAUGGAGAAGGGGGCUGCGCUAGCAAUGGAUGGGGCUGCGGGUGAGCAGGUGAAGGCGCGGACGGCAUCUAAAACCACUCUUGUUGACACGUUGUUGGAGAUGGAAGGGGACGGGGAGGAGCAGGUGGACGAGGACGAUAUGCUCAUGCUCGCUCUCGACCUCAUGCUCGCCGGCACCGAUACCACCGCCAAGACCGUCGAAUGGGCACUUGCUGAGCUGGCGCAGCACCCGAACAUGCUGGAAAGGCUCCGCGAUGAGGUGGAUGUGGCGUAUGCCAAGUCAACAAGCGUGGCCGCCGAAACUGGGGCGCCCGUAGGACGACGAGGAGGAGGAGGUGAUAUGGUGGUGUCCCUUGCGGUGCAGGAGAUGCCGUAUCUGCAGGCUGUGUUGAAAGAAUCCUUCAGGCAUCACCCGGACGCUCCACUCUUCUUUCCGCGCCUGACAAGUGGCAGAGUAACCCUAGGGGGUUACAGCAUUCUUCCCAAUACCAUGAUCAAUAUCAACAACUGGGCUCUCGGGCACGAUCCAACAGUCUGGAUUAACCCGCACAAUUUCGACCCCUCCAGGUUCCUAAAACCUGAUGCCCCUGACGUGACCGGGCAAAAUUUCAGCCUGCUGCCAUUUGGUUCAGGCAGGCGUGGGUGCCUUGGGACGAGCCUGGGAUUGGACCUGUCUGCCCGCCUGCUGGCGAAUUUCGUUCGGCGGUUUGAUUUUGAGGCGCCCCAAGAGGUCAGGGCAGGUGGAGGGCUAGACAUGAGGGAGUCGUUGGGGAUGUCGAUGGUUCUGGCAACGCCUCUCAGGAUUGUAGUGAGGGAGAGACGGAAGCACGGGCAGUAG